GCCUAGUCGAAGAAGGGGGAACGGAAUGGUGAGGUGGACGUGUAAACCCAUCUGAGGGCCCUGUUUGUGUACCCAGUACUGUGCUGGUCAUUUGGGUCAGUAGGCGGGGCCGGUGCGCUGUUUAUCGGACUGAGCCUAGCUAUGGCGUUGCAUGGGUAUAGGCCCGGAUACUGGUACCAUCAGGCCCGGUGGAGACCCAUGUCUGGGGAAGGGUCCUGGAUCACAGUCAUGCUCAACUACGAUGGGGGAGAUAAAGUGAAAAUGAAGAUUAACGUGGAAGGGGCAAAAGAGGUGGAGAUGUGGACAGAUGGAAAACUGCAGGAUGCGAUCACGGAGGCAAAAGACCGUGCGGAGAGGCGCUGCAGGAGGGACGGAGUGACUGCAAGGUUGCAGGUAACGGCCUCGUAUCAUGAGACCGAGACCUCGAUGGACACAGCGGACCUGGAACAGGCCCACGUGGACAGGGACUCAGGCGGUGGGAGUGAAAUGAGCGAAGCGGGAGACCGGGAGACAGAUCUCAGGUCCUGGAAUAGACCAGGCGAGAUCCAGAGGCAUCACCGGGCCGUGAAGCCGGUGGAAGAGGGGCCCGAGGCCAGCUCACGACAACUGACACCCAGAGGCCGCGGAAUGGGUGAGAAGCAGAGCAGGGGAAAAAGACACGUGUAGGGGGAGAGUGCGACAGCAGAACACGGGCGACAUUUUGGCAGCGUGAGAGAGAAAGGAGUGAGGGCAGUUACGCGUGUGUACAGGCUACACGUGGCAAAACGCGAGCAGACCUACGGGGAUGAAGACUCAGAGGCGGAGUGGGGAGAGCGACAGAGUGACAGACCUUCGAUCCUGGAAAAGGCCAGGUGAGGUUCAGAGGCACCACCGAGCCACGACACCUGCAGAGGACGGGCCCGAAGCUAUCUCAGCCCGAACCAGAGUCAAGCGAGCUGGGGCAGA
Molecule: messenger RNA, 945 nt
Organism: Chara braunii
Lineage: Eukaryota; Viridiplantae; Streptophyta; Charophyceae; Charales; Characeae
Source: the annotation of a GenBank genome assembly